GCGUUCGGGGAGAGAAGCGUCCAUGGCGUCACCAACGGACAGAGGCGACUCGACAGCAUAAGACAAGUCAAAGGAUCAUGGUUCCAGCCGCAAAGCCCUUCAAAGAUCAAAAGUACCACGAGCUCAAGAAGCAAUGUAUCCAGAGCAGGCAACUCUUCGAAGAUCCAGAAUUUCCGGCCAAGGACGAAUCCCUCUUCUUCAGCAGGCCGCUUCCCGGAAAGGUGCAGUGGAAACGUCCUAAGGAAAUCUGUGAGGACCCGCGCCUGUUCGUGGACGGCAUCAGCUCUCAUGACUUGCAUCAGGGCAAGCUGGGGAACUGCUGGUUCGUGGCGGCCUGCUCCUGCCUGGCCCUCCGGCCCUCUCUCUGGACAAAGGUGAUCCCCAAGGCCAAGGAGCAAGAGUGGGACCCCAGGAAGCGGCCGGAGUGCUACGCGGGGAUAUUCCACUUCCGAUUUUGGUGCUUUGGAGAGUGGCUGGACGUGGUCGUCGAUGACCUGCUGCCCACCAUCCACGGAGAGCUCAUCUUCUGCCACUCCAACGUCCAGAACGAGUUCUGGAGUGCCCUGCUGGAGAAAGCCUAUGCCAAGCUGGCGGGCUGCUAUGAGGCCCUGGACGGCGGGAGCACCGUGGACGCCCUGGUGGACUUCACCGGAGGCUUGGCCGAGUCCAUCGACCUGCGCAAGGGCCGCUACGGCGAGCACAUCACGGAGCAGACCAAGCUGUUCGAGGACAUACUCAAGGCACACCGCCGCGGCGGGCUCAUCAGCUGCUCCAUCCUGCCGCUGUCGCCUACGGAUCGGGAGGUGGAGACGGCGCACGGGCUGGUGAAGGGCCAUGCCUAUUCGGUGACGGACGUGCGGAAGGUGCGCCUCGGGGACCGGCUCCUGGCCAUCUUCCGGGCGGAGAAGCUCUUCAUGGUCCGGAUGAGGAAUCCCUGGGGCAGGCGCGAGUGGAGCGGCCCCUGGAGUGACGACUCCGAAGAGUGGCAGAGAGUGAGCCGGGCAGAGCGGGCGAACCUGGGCCUGACCGUGGCAGACGACGGAGAGUUCUGGAUGGCAUUCGAGGACUGGUGCAGCCACUUCACCGACGUGGACAUCUGCCACAACGUGAACACGUCCGUCUUCAGCCUCCGCAAGACGUGGGAGCAGGCGGUGGCGCGCGGGGCCUGGGUCCCCCACCAGGAGCCCCUCCACAACCGCGCCGGAGGCUGCUUCAACAACCGCGACACCUUCCUGCAAAACCCCCAGUACGUCUUUGACAUCAAGAAGGCAGAGGACCAAGUGCUGAUCUCCCUGCAGCAGCGAGACCAGCGGAUUCACCGGAAAGAGGGCUGCGGAGAUAACUUCACCAUCGGCUUUUCGCUCUUCAAGGUGGAGGAGAACCGGCGUUUCCGGAUCCACCACAUGCACAUCCAGGAGCACACGUCCACUUCCACGUACGCGGACACACGGGCCAUGUUCCUGAGGAAACUUCUGCCGCGGGGCCGCUACGUCCUCAUCCCCACCACCUUCCAGCCCGGGGACGCCAGCGACUUCCUCCUGAGGCUCUUCACCGACGGGCCCGCCUGCUUCCAGGAGCUAAAGCUGGACAAACCGAAGGUGACCUGCCGGAGCCUGCUGUGUGGCUUCCCCCGCGGGGUGACCCAGCUGGUGGUCCGCAGUGCCGGGGGCCUGGUGCCGCGGGGCCAGGCUGGGGGCGUCGACCCCUACGUGGUGAUCCAGUGUGGCGGAGAGCGAAUCCGCUCCACCGUGCAGAGGAACACCGUUGAUGCCGUGUUCAACACCCAGGCCGUUUUCUACAGAAAAGACUUCAAGGAUCCACUGGUGGUGCAGGUCUGGAACAGCAAACUCCUCUGCGACCAGCUCCUGGGGCAGGUGGUCUUAGUGGCCACCCCUGAUGCCCCUCGGGACCAGCAGACCCUGCCGCUGCAGGGGAAGGGCCAGGGCCAGGCUGCGUCGGGCCACGUGACCCUCAGGGUGGUCUCCAGCGACAGCCUCCUGGAGCUGUGACUUCCCGGGCCCAAGACCCCUGCGAGGACAAGGGAGAACAGCAGACGGGCGGCUCUCCGUACAUCCUCGCUCCCGUCUGCUACAUCCACGGUUUGGACCCUUUCUUGUUCCCCACAGCACCGGGACUGGUCGGGUACUAGCUGAAGCUGCCCCCUCCACUGCGGCCACGAAUGGUGACUGUAGUAAUGACCCCCUUCCCUCCUGCUCCCGGGGGUUACUGCUCCCUGCCUCUCCGUGGGCGCCAGGCUGAGGCCACCAUCUGUUGCCAGGCCCCCUCGGUGGUCCUCUGACCGGCCAGGUGCCCACGCCACCUCCCCGGGAAUUGGCACAGGCCAACCCGUUCCGUCGCUCACAUCCUGCCUCCUAUCUCCCCGGAGGGGCAGAGAACAGCAGCUGCAACGGGAAUCCCAGUGGGGUCCGGGUGAUGCGGUGCCUACAAUGUACCCGUCUGAGCCCCUUGGAGCCCAAAAUCCCGCUUCACAGCCGCAGCCCCCGCUGCUGAAUUUUUUGUGGAUUUGUCUGUGUUGCUUUAUUAUUAUUUUUUUUAACACUUCAGUCCUUUCUCUUCCCUUAUACUGUUAGAUUGGGAGUCCUUGUCUAAU
This is a messenger RNA of Tachyglossus aculeatus (Australian echidna), 2611 nucleotides long. It is a transcript of the gene CAPN6, whose product is annotated as calpain 6. Gene Ontology annotation, cellular component: cytoplasm. The coding region runs from base 78 to 2009 and encodes 643 amino acids. Gene Ontology annotation, molecular function: calcium-dependent cysteine-type endopeptidase activity. NCBI's taxonomy places the organism in Eukaryota, Metazoa, Chordata, Mammalia, Monotremata, Tachyglossidae. The record is from RefSeq and is a predicted model, not a curated record. The transcript has 13 exons. Gene Ontology annotation, biological process: proteolysis.